UAUUUUUGUGAUUUUACCUUUUAUGCAACUUGAACAGAAACCUUUUUAUGAUAAAAAAACAGUUACCAGAGUAAAAUUUUGUACAUAGUUUUCUUUUAAUUUUUUAGAGUUUUUUUCCGCAGUAAUCAUUAAAAUACCAAUUCAAGCCGUAUAGUCUUUCCCGAAAAAAAAACCCCCAAAAGGAUAGAUUCUCGUCAUUCAAAUAUCUGACCUGUGCCUAUUUGUUCUUUAAAGACAAAGAAUAAACAAUAAACACAUUUAUAGACUCUUUACAUUUUGUGUAUACACCUGUCUAUUGUUAAAGAAUGUAUGCUGCAAUAGUAAAUCUCAUCAAAAUAUAUUGAAAAUCCAUUGUUUAUGGCAUUCAGAAAGACGGACAAAAAUCUGAUUCGCACGAUUGCCAAAAACGAUUGUUUAAAUAGCAAUCUGGAACUCAGAUCAUACCGUACCGAUAAAUGGGAAUAGGGUUUACAAUAGUAUUGUUGAGAAUACCGCGGGAGUUAAGACGUCGCGUUUUACCAAUUGUAUCUAGGGUUGACGUCAAUGCGGGACGUAGCCUUAGCAGCUCGAAUAUAUAUGAAGUAAACGUUAAACUGUAUGGUUGUGUUCUUUCUGUAUAACGAUAGUUGAGUUAGCCCCGACAUUUAUGGUGCCGUAACCAAAGGAUUAAAUCAAAGAUGGAGAAGUUAAAGAAUAUUAGGACUGAAAAUAGAAGAGCAGUGACGAGACUUUUCCGAAAAUUUGAGGAGGCGAAGGAAAACACGGACUUCGACAGAGAUGAACUACUUGCAACAUACGAUAAUCUUACGCAAAAGAAGAAAUUGUUGGAAAAACUGAACGAACAGAUAUGGAAGCAACGGAUUCAGACAACGUUGAAAGUUAAAUAGUAGAUACAGAUGAGUAUUCAAAUAAUUUAGACACUAAACUUAGACAUUUUCGUAAUUUUAUACAAAUUGGUCAAAACCGUACACCAAGUUCCAAUGUAACACAAUCUUCAUAUCAAGUACUCAAUGUAGAAAGCCCUCCUUUCCGCCCGGCAAAUGUUGAUAACUUUCAAAACGCAACACCAUUCUAUGCUUCAUCCGCCGCUCAACCACAGACAAGCUACAAUGGCUCUGAUACAGGUCUUAUUGCUCCACAAAAUAUAGCUAGUACUAGUAACCAUCGUUUACCCAACCCAAGUUAUCACUACCGAAGUUUGAUGGCAACAUUUUAGAUUGGCAAACGUUUUGGGACUCGUACGAAUCUGCUGUACAUUUUAAUCCUACUUUGACAAACAUUGAGAAAUUUAAUUAUCUGAAAUCCAACUUGAAAGCGAGGCAUUGAAUACGAUAACUGGAUUUGCGCUUACAAAUGGUAAUUACAUGGAGGCUAUAAAUGUACUCAAGGAACGGUUCGGACAAACACACAGAAUUACGGAAGCCUACUUACAAGCUCUUUUAGAUAUUGCCCAACCACUAUACACCUUGUCAAGCUUAAGAUUAUUUUAUGACCGAUGUGAAGCCUACGUAAGAGGGUUAUAUUCGCUCGGACAACCUGAGAUGUCAUAUGGAACUUAACUGGUACCGAUUAUCAUGAGAAAGUUAUCCAGUGAAAUCCGACAACACUUAGCCAAAGAACACGGACCGUCCCAGUUGGAAUUUGAAAGAUCUGAGAAGGAGCAUAUUGAAUGAAAUUUAAAUCAUGGAGGUAGGACAAAAUACAGGUACAUAUCUCGAGUCUUUAGACCGUCAGUUUGCAAUUGCUUUUAAAUGUACAUUUCAUACAGGAACAGAAUCAUCGCAAGAAACACAUCACACAACGCGAAGAGCCAACCCUGGAAUAUUACGGAAAGACCAUGCGUGUUUUGUAAAGAGAUUCAUGCACCAGCACACUGUACCAAUGUUAGUAAUCAUAAAGCUCGCAUGUCUAUCGUAAAACGUGAUAAUUUAUGCUUUAAUUGUUUAGGUAAUCAUCAUGUUAAUGAGUGUCAAUUGAAACGAACGUGUCGACACUGCAACCACAGACAUCAUUCCAGCCUAUGUAGUGCAAGUAACAAUGUUAACAGCGAAGGUUUAGCAUUCAUUACAAGCUAUACAAAUAAACAGAUUCAAUCUACACCCGUCAAUCUUAUAAAUGACACUGAAAACGAGGAAGAUACUAAAGUUUUGCAUUCAUCGACACAGAUGCGUACAAGUGUGCUACUGAAAACGGCUGUAGCUCCUGUAUGGUCAGGUAAUAUAUGUAUGGAUACGAAUGUUUUAUUUGAUGAGGGUGCACAAAGAUCUUUUUUAACAGAUGAUCUAGCGAAGAAAUUGAAUUUGAAAACUGAAGGAGCUGAAGUUGUACACCUAUCGGCAUUUGGAAAGGACAACACAAGCACAAGAGAACUACGCAAAACCACCGUAUUUGUCGAAACCGAAAAUAAUCGUAAAUUUCCUAUUGAAGUCCUUAUUAUUCCUACUAUAGCAGUUCCAAUACAUAAUCAUAUGCGGUACGUAAACCGAAAUAUGGAUUAUCUCAAAGGAUUAAGAUUCGCUCAUCCAGUUACUCAAUACGAUUCUUUUGAGAUAUCGUUACUUAUUGGUGCCGAAUACUAUUGGAACUUUAUCGAAGACGAAGUAAUAAGAGGAGACGUACCGAUCGCGGUUAAGUCAAAGCUUGGAUACUUACUAUCAGGACCCUUACAACCAGGAAGUGUACGUUCGUCUACGACAUCCAGCAUCUUGAACGUACUGGUUUCGAAUAAAUCAGAGGAAUUUGGCUUAAAAGAAAUUAUAAAGGAACAGACACGUCGCGGAUUUAUCGAGAGAGAUGAGGAAGCAGAACCGACAGGGAAAAUAUUAAAAGAUGGACCGAAUGAUACGUAUCUAAUGAACUGUUGUGACUUAUUAUGGACUGUUACGAAAAUGUUUGAUUUAUUGACUUACUUUCAAAAACCGAUUAUAUGAUAAUAUCGCAUUGAUUAUGUGAACAGGUGCGCGAAAAAUAUAGACACUGUUAUCUGUGUACGUAAUAGACUCAUUGUGAUUUAACUAGAAGAUAACUAAUCUGGAAGUUAGUGACUGUGCUAAAGUUAUUAAGUUUAAGUUUUGAAUUUGAGAGACAGUAAUUUUAAUUCAUUUUUACUUUAUUGUGAUUUAAUUUUAAUAUUUACUUUUAGCGGCCCGGAGAAUGUUGAGAAUACCGCGGGAGUUAAGACAUCGCGUUUUACCAAUUGUAUCUAGGGUUGACGUCAAUGCGGGACGUAGCCUUAUCAGCUCGACUAUAUAUGAAGUAAACGUUAAACUGUAUGGUUGUGUUCUUUCUGUAUAACGAUAGUUGAGUUAGCCCCGACAAGUAUAUCUACAAGAUCUCUCGAAUAAAUUUAAAUGAAACAAUUAUAUUUAAAUUUGUUGCUCAUCAUUACUAAAACAGUGAUAUAUACAAGAAGUAACCAUUGGAAAUAACCGCAACCGCCUUAAUGGGUAAUUAUUGGCAAUAUAUUAACUGAUUAACGAACUUUAAGGCUAGCUUGCAUAUCUUAAGCUCAUAUGUUCAUGCUUUAUAAUUUUAUUAUUUUGUAAAUAUUUGAUUAAUUUCAUAACGAAUUCUACGGUUUUUUUUUACCUUAGUAUGUAUAAAUACGCGAGGAGCUAUAUGAUCUAAAUGAACUAUAAAAGAAUAGUCAAAACCAUUUUAGAUCAACUUUGGUUGGGGGAGUUGUAACUUAGUUUCUUGAUUUUUUCUAGAAAGAGAAGCAAAGAUACCAAAGGGACAUUCAAACUCAUAAACCUUAAACUAAAUGUUUCUUAUUAAAUUUAAGAAAUCUGAAAUUUUGGUUACAAGGCGACUUGAUAAAUUGCAAUUUUUCAUUUAAAGUGGAAUCCAACGUUUACCGUACCAAAACUUGUCUCUCCGAUCAAGAGUAUAAUGAAGUUUGUGUAUUUAUGAGUCAUACUCUGUUUCAGAGCAAAUAUUGACAUUCUUAGAUGUGUAUGAUUUGGUCAUAAAAGAGCUACGAAGGGUUAUGCAUGAACAGAAAACAGUCUUUCUAAAUGAGUUUUUAAAACUUUAAAAAGAAAGAUAAAACUGACACUUUUUUAUAUGAAUAUUAUCCUGGAUAUUGAGAAAAUGGAUCACAUGGAACUUGCAAUCUGAAGAAUAAAGAUUAUCUAUCUGAUUUGUUUAUAACAAACUGCCGUGGUUAAGUCCUUUUUCUCUGAUACUACAAUGCAUAAGCUAAACAUCAACUAUACUUAAGUUUUCAUUUUAACGUAUUUUCGAAAAUACUAUUUGAAUAUAUGCAUGUUCAUGCUAGCUCAUAAAUGUUCAUAGAAGUCUUCAGGCAGAUAUGUUACUCUGACUUUUAUAAAUAUAUGUCAUAAAUACGUCUAACCGAAGAAGCAAACAGUUACCUGGUCAGAAAUCUAGGAGUAACAAUAUAAUUCAAAUCCAAAAAACAAUGUUUAACAUCUAUCACACGCAGGUUUGUAGGUAUGUAAAUUAUAGUUAUUUUACGUUUCUGUCUAUAGUUAUAUUUUUUAAAUUGAUUUUCUGUUAACGUCUUUUGUCACACCUCUUAAAAGAGGAAGUCGUCAUUUGAUCAACCAUUGGUACCAAGAAAGAUCACUUUAAAACGUGAAACUAUGUUUCUAAAUAAAAUCAAAAUUUUAAACGGAAUAUUUUAACAGUGCACGAGUCAAAGUAUAGACAGGCAUGAAUGUGUACUGAUUGGUAUUUUAGCUAGGGAAACAUUAUUUUUUAUUUGUUGUAAUUGGCUUUAAACUAGCGUUCAAUUACUGCAAGUACUCUUAGAUAGGUGCUGUGUGUCUUUGGUCUUUUUGUUAGUUUUUUGUGUGCUUUGUGUUGAUCAGAGUAGAAUCAAUUCCUUUUCAACUCAUUUUUACAUUUUUUUUAUGUAAGAAGGAGGGUUGAGCGCGCGCAAAAAUGUUUAAUACUGUCACAUUCUGUAUAUGCCUGUUCCAAGUCAAAAGCCCGUAAUACGGUGGUUGGCGUUGGUUGCUGUUUAUGAUACAUAAUUUGAGUUUUUUUUAGCAUAAAUCAGUCCGUUGGUUUUCUCGUUUGAAUUAUUUUACAUUUUAGCAUGUCCCAGCCUUUUGCUAUUCCAUAUGGGUUUUGCUCAUUGUUGAAGGCCGUAUGAUGAACUAUACUUGCUUACAUCUACACCAUGUGGUCUCUGGUUGUGGAAAGAUUGCCAACGAGACAACUCUCCAUUUAGACAACAUGUCAACGAUUACACCGUUCGGCCUUCAGAAAUCUAGCUGAUUUAGAGACAGAGGACCAAAUGGUAAUCUGUUGUUAGCUAAUAGUAAUGGAAGUAAUGUACUAAUGGAGUAUAGCGAAGGUGGUAAACAUACUCAUGACAUUCCAUGCUCUGACAACCCGUUUGAUUUGACAGACAUUAACGAAAACCUUAUUGCAGUUACAUAUAGAAGAGAUAAAUAUAGUAGAUGGAAAGAAACUAUAAGAAGCAGAAAUGAUCAGCAAGACAGGAUUAUUACAAUGCGUUCAACAUAGUCACCAAAUUUUGAAUUAUUUAGUGAGAGAACAUCAUCUAUAAGUUAAGUUAAAGAAUACUGCUAACUGCUUUUCUUUCUUCCUAAGAAGUUUCUUUAUGAAGUCAGCCUCAUGUGAAUAAAGGAACAAGUCGGUAAGAAGAGGGGCACAGUUUGUUCUAAUGGUAAUGUCGAUUGUUUGUUGAAAAACACGUCCUCCAAAUGUAACACAUAUGUUGUCAAUCAAGAAAUCAAGCAUCUUGAUCAAGUCAGUUUCAGAAAAUUUGUUCUUUGAAUUAGAGUGAAUUUUGUACAAAGUAGGAUUUAUCCCUCCCUAGACAAUAUACUUGUAUCUACGUUGGCAAUUCUUUUUUAUGAAACAAAGCAGGACCAACUCUUUCAAUUUGUCUUUCAGUUGGGAGUGGGGAAUACUUGUUUAAAGUGUACAAGAGUCAAUUUUUUAAAAAUACUAUUGCAAGAUGAAAGAGUCUUAGAUUGUAUGUAUUCUAUAAACCACCUCUAGAAUAGGUAGUUUCAGAAUAACUUUGAAGCCCGGCUUUGAUUGUUAGUAAAAUUGAUGUUAAUAAUUUAGAAAGAGGUUUCGUGGAGCACUUAGAAAAUCCAGCAAUAUACCGUUGUUUGUAAGGAAACUUAUGUAGUUUAGGUAUCCAAUACAGUGAUGGAAAAUCCAGUUCUGCAUCUUUGGUCGAAAUUCCAAAGGAACAUAGAACAGUCCUAUGAUUAUCCAGGAUUUCCUCUUUAGUAAGUGUCGUAAUCAAGCGAGACGUUUCAACCUGCGCUCUCUUGUUUACUACUUUUGUUAGAGCUUUGUUUGUUUGAGGGCCGCUUAGGUGUGAUGCUACGAG
Messenger RNA from Mytilus californianus (California mussel), 6343 nucleotides. RefSeq lists its product as uncharacterized. The transcript has 2 exons. NCBI's taxonomy places the organism in Eukaryota, Metazoa, Mollusca, Bivalvia, Mytilida, Mytilidae. The record is from RefSeq and is a predicted model, not a curated record. The coding region runs from base 1752 to 2930 and encodes 392 amino acids.